AUGGUAUCAAAGAACGCAAUUAUAGUCUUUGCUAGAUGCGGAUGUUGUAUGAGCCAUGUCGUGAAGCGUCUGCUUCUUGGUCUCGGUGUUAAUCCAGCCGUACAUGAGGUUGAGGAGAAAGAUGAAGUUGGUGUGGUUAGAGAAUUAGAAUUUAUUGCAAAUGAUGGUAGAAAAGUUCAAUUUCCUGCAGUGUUUAUAGGUGGAAAUUUGUUUGGAGGAUUGGAUCGAAUUAUGGCCACUCAUAUUUCUGGUGAAUUGGUUCAUAUUCUCAAACAAGCAGGAGCUUUAUGGCUUUAA
Molecule: messenger RNA, 297 nt
Organism: Trifolium pratense (red clover)
Lineage: Eukaryota; Viridiplantae; Streptophyta; Magnoliopsida; Fabales; Fabaceae
Product: glutaredoxin-C9-like
Exons: 1
Coding region: 1-297 (98 amino acids)
Source: RefSeq, a predicted model, not a curated record